Messenger RNA from Vigna angularis (adzuki bean), 1536 nucleotides. RefSeq lists its product as uncharacterized. The record is from RefSeq and is a predicted model, not a curated record. Lineage: Eukaryota; Viridiplantae; Streptophyta; Magnoliopsida; Fabales; Fabaceae. The transcript has 3 exons. Gene Ontology annotation, molecular function: nucleic acid binding; zinc ion binding. Bases 1 to 1536 code for a protein of 511 amino acids.
AUGGCGAAUAGAUCUCCUUCUUCUUCUUCUUCUUCUCCAACCCAUCAUCCUAAUACCUCUAAUGAACUGAGGAUGAUGGAGUCUAUGGUGUCCGCUGAGAACUCCCAAAGACAAUAUUUGGAUUUGAUGCUGAGUGGGCGGACAACAGCGGGUCCUUCGUCCAUAAAUCAUUCUCAAGAGUGGAGUCUAGAGAAUUUUCUUCAACACCAUCCGGCCAAAUUCAAUGGGAAGUGUAGUCCGGACGAGGCGGACCAGUGGUUCAAGGAUAUGGAGAGAAUCUUUAAUGCAAAAAGAUGUCCGAAUGAGAGUAGGCUAGCUUAUUCGGAGUAUUUACUAACUGGAGAAGCCAGUCAUUGGUGGAGCAGCGCUCGGCCAUUACUAGAGAGUAGUGGUAUUCCCAUUUGUUGGGAAAUUUUUAAACAGAAGUUUUACACCGAAUACUUUCCAGAUAGUGUUCGGUUUGCCAAAGAAGUGGAAUUCUUGCAACUAGUUCAAGGGAAUAUAAAAUUCGAGAAUGGACUGAGAGGAGAUAUCAAGUUACCGGUGGCUGGGUUGUGUAUUAAGGAAUUUCCAGUGUUAGUGGAAAGAGCGAAAGUGUUGGAGAAAACUAAGUUAGAGGUGGAUAGCCAGCAGAAGCAUUUGGUUAGAGCUGGAGGGCCGAUCAUUUCCAGAGACAGUAUAGGUUCAAGAAAGACUCCAUAUGCUCGUUCUUCUUUAUCUUCGGGUGGUAGUGGUUCGUCUUCACAGUCCUUGGCUUUAGUGGGUCAAUCGAGACAGCCAGGGUCAAUAACUUGUUUCCAUUGUGGAGGACCACAUUUCAAAUCGGUAUGCCCUCAAUUGGGAGGAUACAAGAGAUGUAAUAGAUGUAGACAAGAAGGUCAUUGGGAGCGAGAAUGUCCAAUGGGAAGAAGGGUUGUGUCACGACCACCAAAUACUGGACGGUUUCAACAUAGGGGUGGUGGACGAGCGCAAGCAGUAGGGAGAGUGUAUGCAAUGACUCGGACGGAAGCAACGAACGCAGGUAACCUUAUAACCAGUACUUGUUUGUUGAAUGAUGUUAGUUGUUGUGUGUUAUUUGAUUCGGGGGCAACACAUUCCUUCAUUUCGAAGGAAUGCGUUGAGAAGUUGGGUUUGUCUGUGAGAGAGCUUCAGUUUGACUUGGUGGUGUCAACCCCAACAGCUGAUGAGGUUAGGACGACCACUUAUUGUGCAAAAUGUUCAAUAGUGGUUGAGGGUCGUCGGUUCAAAGUGAACCUAAUCUGCUUGCCUCUUCAAGGUCUAGAGGUAAUUUUAGGAAUGGAUUGGUUGAUGACCAAUCAUAUUCUUAUAGACUGUGGUGAAAGGAAAUUAAUAUUUCCAAAAGAAGAUUUUGAGUCAUCGUUGACGAUCGGUGUGCUAAGGCGAGAUAUAAUGGAAGGUGCCAGUUGUUUCCUGGUAUUCUCUCAUUUGGACGUGCCGUUCGAGACAGAUUUGGACCGAUCGGUGCAAGAUGAUAAGAGUGAAACCAUAAGUCUGUUUACUCCGAUUAGUUGCUGA